AUGUUUUACGAGCAUGCUUGGUACCGAAGCCACGGCACUCUGUUAGUGUUUGGGUCGGAGUUGGUGGGAACGGCGCUGCUCACGUUUACGAUCACAAUGCUGUUGGCCAUCUCGCCGUUGGACACCUUGGUGCCGGUGGCGAUUGGAGCGCUGCUGUUGGCUCUAUGCAAUAUCUUUGGUGAGUUGAGUGGCGCCCACUUCAACCCGUCGAUUACGCUUGCGGUCUUCUCUCUGGAUCGGCGUUUCGGCUGGGUACGGUGCGGCGCCUACCUCUUUGCAGAAGUUUUAGGGGCGCUGCUAGGUCUUAACGUCGCCGUCUGGCACUGCAGCGUUUUGAAGAAUCCGUUUAGUGUGGCCGCCCACGCCAGCGACCACUACACCAUCCCUCAGAUGGUGGCCUGCGAGGCGAUUUAUACCUACAUCAUGACCAUGACUUGUCUGCGAUGUGCUAUCGUCGUGGCGGCGUCAUAUGCAGGUGGCCCCAUCAGCGGAGCUUGCAUGAAUCCGGCGCUAGCCAUAGCAUUCAUCGCCAAAGGAGGUCAGUGGAUAGACUUAUUGGUGUACACCGUUGGUCCGCUCUCGGGUUGUUUGGGAGCGGUCACCAGCUGCAUGAUCAUUGAGCCCAAAAUUUGGCUGCGGCGAAUCGGGUUCAGGGAUCCCUUGGUCGACCUGGAAAGCUGCGCGGGGCCGGAGCUGCCUCCGGUACGCAGAAAUAAAAAGGAAAGAUCGUAA
This is a messenger RNA of Gregarina niphandrodes, 732 nucleotides long. RefSeq names its product major intrinsic protein. The record is from RefSeq and is a predicted model, not a curated record. Gene Ontology annotation, molecular function: water channel activity. Lineage: Eukaryota; Apicomplexa; Conoidasida; Eugregarinorida; Gregarinidae. Gene Ontology annotation, biological process: transmembrane transport. Gene Ontology annotation, cellular component: plasma membrane. The coding region runs from base 1 to 732 and encodes 243 amino acids. The transcript is spliced from 2 exons.